UCCACAGAUGAGGAUCGCAUUGCCUGUGCUGGAAAUGUGGAAUCUACAAACUGCUCUGGCAAUUUUUGGGACUUUGUGUUUGACCUCUAUAAGUGGAUACAAAAAUGGAAAGGUGGAGAAAUCUUGUGAGAGCAUGAUGCCAGAACAUCACAGCCAACCCAACACUACUGCCAGCCCAUACACACUGACUGUGAAUGCCAGUAAGUUCAGCCCAGGGGACAAUAUCAGAGUCACUCUCUCUGGAAGUGAGCACUUUGAGGGCUUUCUAAUUCAGGCCCGAGAUGCUACAAACCCUGAUGGACCAGCUAUUGGCUCAUUCACAUUGGUGGAUCCUGAGAUUUCUCAGCGUUUGACAUGCAACAGCAUUGAGGGUUCUGCAGUUAGUCACACCAGUAAUGCCAAAAAGACCGAAAUUCAGGUGAUUUGGAAAGCCCCAUCCAAAGCUCCUCCCACUGUACAGUUUCUUGCCACAGUCCUUGCCCACUACAAGAUUUUCUGGCUCAAGCUUCCUGGUCCUGUCAUAUCUCAGGGUGACGUGACUCCCGCUCCAUCUCAAUCAACCACCGUCAUGUCUACAAAAUCCGCAAGCCCCUCUAUACUGCCUCAGCCAUUCACCUCAGAGGGAUGUGGCACGUCGAAGUCUUGUCUCAUUGACCCUGUCAGCUGUAACCCUUCUGUGGACACAAACUGCUUCUUCCUUUCUUAUUCUACUUUGGGCCAGACAGUUUCGUUUGAGCUCAGUGGCCCUGCACAGGGAUAUGUCUCCUUUGCUCUGUCCAAGGAUAAAUGGAUGGGAGAUGAUGAUGCGUACUUGUGCAUAAAUGACGAGGGUCGUGUAAGUGUGGAGGCUGCACACACAACAGGCCGGACAUAUCCAGAGGUAUCAUCCAAGUCUGUGCUGACUGAUGUAGGCUGGAGAGUUUCUGAUGGGGUCAUUCAGUGCAAGUUCUCCAGGUCCAUCUACACUCCUCAGGAUCCGGUCCGAUUCAGCCUUAACAACAGUUACUACCUGUUUGUAGCACACGGGACUGCAGAAUAUGGUAUGAUCCACAGACACACGUGGCAGCCACUAAUAUCGUCCCAUCAUCAGAUCAUUACCGGCCCUCCUGAGAUACUGACAGGAUCUCGAUCGCCACUGCUCAUGAAAUAUCAUGGAGCUCUAAUGCUGAUUGCCUGGAUGCUAGCAGGAAGCACUGGAAAAUUAAUGGCUGCCUAUUUUAAACCUGACUGGCCAGAACAAACAUUGUUUGGGCAAAAAAUAUGGUUUCAGGUGCAUCGCAUGUUGAUGUCUCUUACAGUUUUGCUGACAGCUGUGGGCUUUGGUUUUCCUUUUGUCUACAGAGGAAAAUGGAGCACAAGAGCUGGUGCUCAUCCAUACCUCGGCUGCACUGUUAUGAUUCUCACUUUCUGUCAGCCUAUAAUGGCUGCGUUCAGACCAGCUCCAGAUUCCUCACGGCGAUGGAUUUUCAACUGGUUGCACUGGGGUGUUGGAAAUGCUGCUGAGAUUAUAGCCGUGGUUUCCAUGUUUUUUGGAAUAAGGCAACAGUCUCUUUUGCUGCCUUAUCCUUGGACCACAGGGGUUCUCUCUGCUUUUGUGGUUUGGACCAUUGUGUUAAAGCUGGUGUUAAAACUUCAUAAGCAUGAUGUUAUUAGAAAGGGGAGUGGAAAGGAAGAUGAACUUCCAGUUCUCUCAGACAUUUCAGAGGAUGUUACUUGGGAUACUAAGUUUAGAGUGGCUGUCCUUGCUGUUUUUGUGCUCGGAAACUCAGCAUUCUGUAUCUCACUGCUCGCCUCCAUAGGGGACAUAUAA
Molecule: messenger RNA, 1810 nt
Organism: Sinocyclocheilus grahami
Lineage: Eukaryota; Metazoa; Chordata; Actinopteri; Cypriniformes; Cyprinidae
Gene: frrs1a
Product: ferric-chelate reductase 1a
Exons: 15
Coding region: 8-1810 (600 amino acids)
Cellular component (GO): membrane
Source: RefSeq, a predicted model, not a curated record